GCCGCGGCAUUGCUGGCCUUCUCCUCGCAUCUCUGAGUCGUUAUAUUUGGCCAGGGGAAAUUUGCAAUCAUGGGUCAGAAGAGACAGCGCGAUCCGAAGGGCGCAGGCCUGCAGUCGAAGAAGAGGAAGAAGGACGCCGCCGCGGCUGAGGACAGCGAUUGGGACGGAAGCGUCACCGUCAAUGAUCUCAACUGGAAAGAGGUUGCGCUACCCGAUCGUCUUGAGGAUGCGGGUGGUUUCUUCGGUUUGGAGGAAAUUGAUGGUGUGGACGUUAUCAAGUCGGGGGGUAGUGAAGGCAUCCGGUUCAAGGCGGCAUCCGGUAAACCGAAGAAGUCGAUCCUGAAGAAGAAGGCGCCGGAGGAGGAAGAAUCAAAGUUUGAAGAUGAUGAAUGGUCCGGUUUCAGCGACAAUGAGACGACCGAGGCAAAGGAAUCUACCCCGAAGGAAGAGCAAAAAGACGAAGAUGCCGUCGAGACCAAGGUAAAGGAGGACAAGAAGGGCAAGAAGAACGCAAAGGAGCAAAAGGAGCAAAAGAAGGCCAAAAAGGAAGCCAAACAAAAGACCACACCCAACCAGCAGGAUAAUAACAUCAAGCCUGGACUCUCGUUUGCAGCUCUCGAGGAUGAAGAGGACGACGACGGUGUGGAUGUCUCUGAGUGGGAAUCGCUCGGCCUGUCUCCCGAAAUUCUCACCAGUCUGUCCAAGAUGAAGUUCACUACGCCCACUCUCGUUCAGAAGUCUUGUAUUCCCCAAAUUCUGGAUGGUCACGAUGUCGUUGGCAAGGCGUCGACAGGUUCUGGAAAGACAUUGGCAUUCGGUAUCCCCAUUCUCGAACACUACCUCGAACAAAGACGGAAGGAUCUGCGCAGUGGCAAGGAGAAAGAGAAGAAGGAAACCAUUCCCAUUGCUCUCGUUCUAUCCCCCACUCGAGAGCUGGCACAUCAAUUGGCUAAACAUAUCGGCGAUCUUUCUACCCACGCUCCCGGCGCCAGUGCUCGCAUCGCCCUCCUCACUGGUGGUUUGUCCGUGCAGAAACAGCAGAGAGUGCUGGCAGGGGCUGACAUUGUCAUCGGUACCCCUGGUCGAGUAUGGGAGGUGCUUAGCAGCGGUCAGGGCUUGAUUCGCAAGAUGCAACAAAUCAAGUUUCUGGUUAUCGAUGAAGCGGACAGACUCCUCAGCGAGGGCCACUUCAAAGAGGCCGAAGAGAUCCUUGGUGCUCUCGAUCGUGUCGAGGAAGGAAACUUCGGCGAGGAGGACAGCGAAGCUGAGGAAGAAAAGUCUGAUCCCCGAUCUGAAAGGCAGACUUUGGUCUUCUCCGCCACUUUCCACCGUGACCUGCAGCAGAAGCUCGCCGGAAAGGCACGUUGGGCUGGAGGCGAUAUCAUGGACAAUAAGGAAUCCAUGGAAUACCUCCUCCAGAAGCUCAACUUCCGCGAAGAGAAACCCAAGUUUAUCGACACCAACCCGGUCUCUCAGAUGGCUGAAGGGCUCAAGGAGGGUAUUGCCGAGUGUGCAGCCAUGGAGAAGGAUCUUUAUCUCUACACUCUUCUACUCUACCACCCCAAACACCGAACUCUCGUCUUCACCAACUCCAUCUCCGCCGUCCGCCGCCUCACGCAGUUCCUCCAGAACCUCCAACUGCCCGCCCUAGCACUCCACUCGUCCAUGGCACAAAAAGCUCGUCUGCGCUCCGUCGAGCGAUUCUCCUCCCCCACAUCUGACCCCAGCAGCAUCCUCGUCGCCACCGACGUCGCCGCUCGUGGUCUCGAUAUCAAGGGCAUCGACUUCGUCAUCCACUACCACGCCCCCCGCACAGCCGACACCUACGUCCACCGAUCCGGACGUACCGCCCGUGCCGGUGCCUCAGGAAAGAGUGUGAUCAUCUGCGCCCCCGAAGAAAUGGUCGGAGUCGUCCGUCUAGCCGCGAAGGUACACGCCAACAUGGCAAACGGGAAGAAACUGCCCCUGGAGUCACUGGAACUUGACCGUCGGGUCGUCGCUCGGGUGCGCCAACGUGUCGACCUGGCCGCUAAGAUCGCCGACUCCAACAUUGCCAAGGAGAAGGUCUCCGCCGAAGACAACUGGCUCCGGGCAGCAGCCGAGGACCUCGGCGUCGAAUAUGACAGCGAGGAAUUCGACAGUGCCCAGGGCCGUGGACGUGGUCGCGGCCGCGGCCGUCAAGAUAAGCAACGCAAAGCCAGCGAAGUCUCGAAGAACGAAUUGGCCGGUAUGCGCGCGGAAUUGAAACACCUGCUCUCUCAGCGGGUCAACGUGGGCGUGAGCGAGCGGUACAUCACCUCUGGACGAGUGGACAUUCAGGCGUUGUUGCGUGGCGAGGGCAAUAAUUCGUUCCUGGGCCAGGUGGAUCCUCUGGGAUUCUGAUUCAUGUAAAUACUUUUGUCGUGUCCAUAUACCAGACUUUCUCUUUUUCAACUACCGUGAUUGAUUUUCCGUAAUGUACGCU
Molecule: messenger RNA, 2464 nt
Organism: Aspergillus ibericus CBS 121593
Lineage: Eukaryota; Fungi; Ascomycota; Eurotiomycetes; Eurotiales; Aspergillaceae
Gene: mak5
Product: ATP-dependent RNA helicase MAK5
Exons: 3
Coding region: 70-2382 (770 amino acids)
Cellular component (GO): nucleolus
Molecular function (GO): RNA helicase activity; ATP binding; nucleic acid binding
Source: RefSeq, a predicted model, not a curated record